GGGGCGGAGCAGAGCAGGCGGGCAGGGGCAGGCGGGCGGCUCGCUGAGGAGAGGGCAGGAGGGGGUUGUCGGCAGUUAUGGCCUCGCUCGUGAAGAAAAUAAUCAGCACUGCUAAGGCUCCCCCUGCGUUGGGUCCCUACAGCCAAGCAGUCCUAGUAGACCGAACAAUGUACAUUGCAGGACAGAUUGGUAUAGAACCUUCCACUGGGCAGCUUGUCUCUGGAGGGGCAAAGGAAGAAGCUAAGCAGGCUCUAAAAAACAUGGGAGAAAUCCUGAGAGCUGCAGGCUGUGAUUAUGGCAAUGUUGUGAAGACUACGGUUUUGAUGGCAGACAUGAAGGAUUUCAAUGAUAUUAAUGAUAUUUACAAACAAUUUUUCAAGACAAACUUCCCAGCCAGAGCAGCCUAUCAGGUUGCUGCUUUGCCGAAAGGUGCCCGAGUUGAGAUUGAAGCUAUUGCCAUUCAGGGACCCCUCCAAGAUGCUUCAGCCUGACUAUAAAUAGAGACUGACUAUCCUAUGACAGCCAUUUUAGAUGUAAUACUUCUCCCUGACAUCUGUCUGUUCCUACAAUUGACUAUCAGCAGUUAGGUACAGUUGCAAUCAGUAAACUUACUGAGGAAAGGUGCUUGCUUCUGGAUUGUGGCCUUGGAUUCUCUAAAAUAUGAGCUUACAGUGAAUUCUCUACUGGAAGACCCUGAAACCUCCUGCUAAAAUCAGCUGAGCCCGAUUGCAGGACAGGGCCCUUAGUUUGUGCUGGUGACUGGAUAUUCAGGUAUUAAAGUACACACUUGGGUGAAUGUAUGACAGCUAUACUGUGGGUGAUCUGGAUACGGAAAACUAAUGAUUUGUAAUAGUAAGCUUUUCAUAACAAUUUUCCCAUUUCUUUCAUUUUUUCUCAUAUAAGACAGAACACUUGAAUUGCAUAGUGUGCAUCUUCGCUUUGGUGUUUUGGGGAAUUUUGUUGUAUUUGUUUCUGAACUGUGUUAAACUUUACAGAAUAGAUUCCUGUUGGGACUCACAUUUUUUUCAUAUGGAAGCAAUUGCUUAAGAAAGUUAAUACUAAUUUCAGAAAGAAGAAAAUUAUGCUAUUCUGAAGUAAAGCGCUAACUUUAUUAAUCAGCUGUAAAUGAGUAACCUGUAACCUUUUUCAUAGCAAUUCAACUUUGACUGUUUUGAUUUUUAAAAAAAUAUAUAUCCCAUUUAAUAAGAAUAAAUUAUGAUUGCAUCUCUAAAA
Messenger RNA from Falco peregrinus (peregrine falcon), 1233 nucleotides. RefSeq names its product reactive intermediate imine deaminase A homolog (gene RIDA). Gene Ontology annotation, molecular function: deaminase activity. The coding region runs from base 78 to 491 and encodes 137 amino acids. Gene Ontology annotation, cellular component: cytosol. The record is from RefSeq and is a predicted model, not a curated record. The transcript is spliced from 6 exons. Lineage: Eukaryota; Metazoa; Chordata; Aves; Falconiformes; Falconidae.